Molecule: messenger RNA, 1173 nt
Organism: Fusarium keratoplasticum
Lineage: Eukaryota; Fungi; Ascomycota; Sordariomycetes; Hypocreales; Nectriaceae
Exons: 1
Coding region: 1-1173 (390 amino acids)
Cellular component (GO): nucleus
Source: RefSeq, a predicted model, not a curated record
AUGGGCCUGGUUGAUUAUUCUGACUCCGAGGGCUCAGGCUCCGAAGCCGAGGCCCCCGUCAAGACAGUCCCCAAGACUACAUCGUCCUCAAAGAAGCCCUUUCAGAAAGUAGUUGAUAGAUCCAAUCCUGGCAAAAUCGUCGUCAACCUCCCUCAACUCUCCAACGAUACACCCCAACGAAACGACGAACCUCCCGCGAAGCGCGCGAAAACAAAGGGAUCGGGUCUCUUUUCUGGUUUCAACUCAUUCCUGCCGGCCCCGAAGAAUGCGAACAAGCCAAAGACAACCUCUACGGCAUCAAGCAGCACCACAUCGAGACCAGGCGUCAAUCUCAAGACGAGCGCUGCACCGGGUUUCAGUCGAGGGACAGAAGAUGAUGGCGAGGGGCUGGGUGAUAGCACCACGUCAGGAGGAUUGAGCCUGCCGCCACCGAAGGCUGCUCAACCAUCCAUCCCAGAAGGACAGAAGCCUGCCGACGAGGUCAAGCUUGUGGGCAAGCCGUUGAUGUUCAAGCCUCUCUCAGUCGCAAGGAACCCACAGAAGAAGAAAAAGUUGAAUUCAGGGGCAGCGAAGCCAGUGGCCGCACCAUCUCAACCAAACUCUGCAGAAUCCAAGGAGACAAAACCCGAGCCAGGACCAGAACCCGCUCCAGCGCCUCCCAAGGUCUCUCUAUUUUCGAUGCAUACGGAAGAACCUUCGGAACCUGCAGAUGCUACGGCACGAAGCGCUGUGUAUGAGCCCAUGUUUGCAACCCAGGAAAGCUCAUUGGCCCACGACGAGGGCGCAUACGCCGACUACGCGCAGUAUGCAAGCCAUUCACAAACAGGUCCAUCUGCCACCACAUUGCCAGGCUCUGAGUCGCUGGACACGGUGGCAGACGAUCUCAACCUUUCAGCUGCCCAACGACGUGAGCUCUUUGGCCGUGGAGGCCUGGGCAAGCAAGCGGCCAAGAAGGUUAUCAACUUCAAUAUGGACAAGGAAUACCAGCACAACGAGGAGAUCCGAGCGUCAGGAGAACAGCAGAUACACAACCCCGUACGUGCUCUCCAGGGCGGCAAGCACAGCCUUCGCCAGCUGGUGCAGAAUGUGCAGAACCAGCGCGAGGCCCUCGAGGACAGCUUCGCCAAGGGGAGAAGCAAUCGCAAGGAGGCGUCGAGCAAGUACGGAUGGUGA